GUCAUGUGAUCAGCUGUGUCCAAUCACAGCUGAUCACAUGGGACAUGUACACUGAUCAUAAAGGCACUGAUGAUCAGUGUGCCCUGAUGAUCAGUGUGGCCCCAGAAGUGCCACCUGUCAGUAUCCAUCAGUGCCACGUGCCACGUGCCACGUGCCAGUGCCCAUCAGUGCCUCAUCAAUGCCACAUAUUAGUGCAUACCAGUGCACAUCAAUGCCACAUAUCAGUGCCCAUCUGAGCUGCCUUUCAAUGUCACCCAUCAGUGCCAGUCAGUGCCACCUAUCAAUGCCAAUCAGUGCCACCUAUCAGUGCUGCCAAUCAGUG
Messenger RNA from Staurois parvus, 322 nucleotides. The record is from the annotation of a GenBank genome assembly. Lineage: Eukaryota; Metazoa; Chordata; Amphibia; Anura; Ranidae.